Messenger RNA from Helianthus annuus (common sunflower), 1037 nucleotides. Its product is annotated as eukaryotic translation initiation factor 3 subunit K. Gene Ontology annotation, molecular function: ribosome binding; translation initiation factor activity. Gene Ontology annotation, biological process: regulation of translational initiation. Gene Ontology annotation, cellular component: cytoplasm; eukaryotic translation initiation factor 3 complex. Bases 153 to 818 code for a protein of 221 amino acids. The transcript has 8 exons. Lineage: Eukaryota; Viridiplantae; Streptophyta; Magnoliopsida; Asterales; Asteraceae. The record is from RefSeq and is a predicted model, not a curated record.
AUAGGUGUAGUCCAGUAGUAAGAUAAGAUGUGGCCCAUUAAGAAGUCCAACCCUAAAUAGAUACCGUCGCCGCCUUCAUCUUCAUCUUCUAGUGCUGAAAGAAAGAAAGAAAAAAGCGUCCUCCGGUUGAAAGGAAAGGAAAGGAAGGGAAGAUGGGAAGGGAGCAAUCUCAAAUGUCAUACACCGUGGAGCAACUCGUUGCUGUCAAUCCCUACAAUCCUGACAUCCUCCCAGAUCUUGAAAAUUACGUCAACGAACAGGUUUCAUUGCAGACGUACAGUUUAGAUGCAAAUCUUUGUCUUCUUCGCUUGUAUCAGUUUGAGCCAGAGAGGAUGAGCACUCAGAUCGUAGCUCACAUUUUGAUAAAGGCUCUUAUGGCAAUGCCUGCUCCAGAUUUCAGCUUAUGUCUCUUUUUAAUCCCAGAGAGAGUGCAAAUGGAUGAACAGUUCAAGACUCUUAUAGUUCUCUCCCACUAUUUGGAGACUGCUAAAUUUCGUCAGUUUUGGGAUGAAGCAGCCAAAAACCGCCAUAUUCUUGAAGUUGUGCCAGGGUUUGAGCAAGCAAUUCAAGAAUACGCUGUUCACGUUCUGUCUCUGACGUACCAAAAUGUCCCAAGAUCUGUUGUUGCUGAGGCAAUUAAUAUUGAGGGGGUGUCUUUGGAUAAGUUUAUUGAGCAGCACGGUUGGAUUGUGGAAGGCAAAGGCGAACUUGUGUCACUGCCUAGGAAUGAGUUCAAUCAUCCUGAGCUGAGGAAGGCAAGUAGUGCCAACAGCAUCCCGUUGGAUCGUAUUACUCGUAUUUUCCCUCUUCUUGGUUAGCGUCUUUUUUAUGUUAAAUGGAUUUUUUUCUAUAUUCUGCCUGGUUUGCUUUAUGCAAAGAUGUUAUUUGUGUUAGAUUCAUCUUCAGCAUUGUCCUCGGGGUCGUUUUGCAUAUUUUGUUUGGCCUGUAUCUUGUUGAUCUUUAGGGGCUCAUUGGUAAUCUUUUGGUUUUUUUAUGCUUUCUUGUCUUGCAACCAAAUCGAAAUGCAGCUUUUGACA